Molecule: messenger RNA, 2871 nt
Organism: Ilex paraguariensis (yerba mate)
Lineage: Eukaryota; Viridiplantae; Streptophyta; Magnoliopsida; Aquifoliales; Aquifoliaceae
Source: the annotation of a GenBank genome assembly
CUGGUCGAUCAAGGAAGAAAGAAGUUGGUGGGAAAGGAUUUAAAGCAAGCCCAAAGGUUUUGGAGGAGCUGGAAGAUCUUUCUUCGUCAAGCUCUGCCUUAAUAGGGUUGAGAUCUUUAUACUGUUGUAAUCUCUGAAAGGGCCAUGGACGUUGUGAAUCCGAUAUUGGGCAUUGUUCUCCCCUUAUUGGAUUGCGUUGUCAAACAUGCGCAAAAUAUGAAGGAUUUGAAAGCAAGUCGCAAGUCAUUGGAAAUUGCAAUGGGGAAACUAAAAGACAUUAGUGAAGAUGUAAAGAGACAGGUUGAACUUCUAGAGGAGCAGCAAAUGACACGGAGGAAGCAAGUGCAAAACUGGCUACGACAGGUUGAAGUUAUAGAAACGCAAGUGAAUGAAAUUCUGGAGAAAUGUGAUGAAGAUGUUCAGAAGAAAUGUCUUGGAGGUUGUUAUCCCAAGAAUUGUUGCUCAAGGUACAAGCUUGGAAAGAGAGUUCAAGAAAAGCUCAAGGUUGUGGAUCAACUGACGAAUGAAGGACAUUUUGAUGUUGUGGCCGAUAUGUUGCCUCGUGGACGGGGGGAUGAGAGGCCUAUGGAGGAGAUAGUGGGAUUGGGUUCGAUGUUCGAGAAGGUAUUGCGAUGGAUGAACGAUGAACAAGUGAAAAUAAUUGGAAUAUACGGAAUGGGAGGUGCUGGGAAGACUACCCUUUUGAAAAAAAUUAAUAACGAGUUCCUCAAAACUGGCCAUGGUGUUGAUCUGAUCAUUUGGGUUGUGGUGUCUAAGCAAUCAAAUGUGGAAAAAAUUCAAGAGGCCAUUUGUGAUCAACUAAAGCUUCCCCAUGAUGUAUGGAAAAAUAAAGGUGAGGAUGAAAAGGCCAUAGAAAUAUUCAGGAUCUUGAGAAACAAAAAGUUUGUACUAUUGUUAGAUGAUAUAUGGAUGCGAUUAGAUCUUUUGAAAGUGGGGGUUCCUCCUCCAGAUGUUCAAAAUACAUCCAAAAUAGUAUUCACUACUCGAUCAGAGGAUGUGUGUGGCCACAUGGAAGCUGACAAGAAGAUAAAAGUGGAAUGCUUGUCGAGGGAGGAAGCGUUGGCUCUGUUUCGAAAGAAGGCAGGUAACAGCACUCUAAAUUCUCAUCCAGAUAUAACAAAGCUUGCAGAAAUGGUUGCUAAAGAGUGCAGAGGUUUGCCACUUGCUCUCAUCACUGUUGGACGGGCCAUGGCUGGCAGAAAUGAUCCCCGUGACUGGGAAAGGGCGGUAUCAAAACUGAGAAAAGAUCCAUCAAAGUUUGUGGGCAUGGAUGAAGAUGUAUUUCAUGUCCUGAAGUUCAGUUAUGACAGAUUAGAUGAUGAUGUCAUUAAAUCUUGUUUCAUUUAUUGUUGUAUAUACCCAGAGGAUUAUGACAUUGCAAAUGAUGACCUCAUAAACCAUUGGAUUGGGGAGAGAAUUCUUGAUGAAUUUGACGAUAUAUAUGAGGCACGCAAUCAAGGACAUGAGAUUAUUGGAAGCCUAAAGCGUUUAUGUUUACUGGAGACUGGUAACUCUCAAGAGCAUGUCAAGAUGCAUGAUGUGAUCCGUGAUAUGGCUUUGUGGAUUGGUUGUGGGUCUAGUGGAAAGAAAGACAAGAUUUUGGUACUAGAACGUGCUGGAUUGAUUGAAGCACAAGGGGUUACUCCAUGGAAGGAGGCAGAAAGGAUAUCAAUGUGGGGAAGUAGUAUUGGAGAUUUAUUUGAGAAACCAUCUUGCCCCAAUCUUUUGACAUUCUUUGUGAGACAUACUACUCUAGGGAAAUUUCCAACUGGGUUCUUCCAAUUUAUGCCUGCCAUAAGGGUAUUGGACUUAUCAUCAAAUUUUCAAUUGAUCGAGUUACCUGUGGGAAUUGAUAAAUUGGUCAUGUUGCAGUAUCUUAAUUUAUCAAAUUCACGGAUCAGGGAGUUGCCUGUUGGGCUCAAGAAUCUUAAAAAAAUGAGAUAUUUGCUAAUGAAUGCUACAUAUAGGAUGGAGAUAAUUCCACGGCAGGUAAUUUCGAGUCUAUCAGAGUUGCGGGUGUUCAGUAUAUCUGGUCGUGACUCUUCAUCGGACAUUAUUCUGGAAAACAAUGUUUUAAGUGGUGGUAGAAAAGCCCUGUUUGAGGAACUGGAGUGCUUGGAACACCUGAAUGACAUAUCCAUCACCGUAUUUGAUAACCUCUCUCUCCAAAAAAUACAGAGCUCCCACAAGAUACAGAAGUGCAUAAGUUAUCUAUGCAUUGAGAGAUGUGAGGGUUUGACCUCACUCAGAUUGUUGUCUUCAUCUUUGCAAGGAAUGAAGCAUUUAGAGAGACUUGAUAUGAAUUACUGUGAGAUGGUAUCUCUGGAAAUUUAUACAGAGCUAGAGGGGACGCAGGGAUCUGUACUUGAUACUUUUCGUAUUUCGGAGUUUAUAAGAGGCGACUAUUUCCAUAAUCUUCGUGAUGUGUAUAUAGCCUAUUGUGAUAAUCUGUUGGACUUGACAUGGCUUAUUUAUGCUCCAACCCUUCAACUUCUCGAUGUAGCUCACUGUGAAGCAAUGGAAGAGAUUGUCCACCACCACCGUAGUAGAGAGGUUCCAGAGAUUGAAAACAGCUCGUGUAUAUUCUCAAGGCUCGCAAAAAUAAGUUUGAUUAAGCUUCCAAGGGUUAAGAGGAUCUAUCCGCGGGCCUUGCCCUUCCCUUCACUUAUGGAGGUCCGUGUAGGGUCAUGCGCAAGGCUAAGGGAGCUCCCAUUUGAUUCAAAUAGUGCAAAAAAUAGUCUAAAGGAAAUCAGAGGAGCAGCAUGGUGGUGGAAUAGUUUGCAGUGGGAGGACGAAACCAUUGAACCUAUAUUCCGUUCAUAUUUUGUAGAAGAAGGUUUUAUUUGGUAA